Molecule: messenger RNA, 538 nt
Organism: Rana temporaria (common frog)
Lineage: Eukaryota; Metazoa; Chordata; Amphibia; Anura; Ranidae
Product: solute carrier family 15 member 2-like
Exons: 4
Coding region: 1-534 (177 amino acids)
Biological process (GO): transmembrane transport
Cellular component (GO): membrane
Molecular function (GO): dipeptide transmembrane transporter activity
Source: RefSeq, a predicted model, not a curated record
AUGAGUGGGAGCGCCAAAUACGUCCAGCAUCAGCAUCAGCUGUUGGCUUUUUCCAUCUCACAUGUGAACUUUUCUAACCAGGUGGAUGACACCAAGAAAGAAAUAAAAGCCUACAAGGUGGAGGACAUCGAUGCAAACAGCGUGCACGUGGCGUGGCAGAUCCCGCAAUACUUCCUGCUGAGCGCCGGAGAGGUCAUGUUCUCAGUCACCGGCUUGGACUUCUCCUAUGCCCAGGCUCCAGCCAGUAUGAAGUCCGUCCUCCAGGCCGGGUGGCUGCUCACUGUGGCUUUCGGCAACGUCAUCGUGCUGAUUGUGGCCGAGGCCGGAUCCAUGGAACAGUGGGCGGAGUUUAUCCUGUUUGGCGCCCUCCUGGUCGCCGUCUCCAUCAUCUUCUCCAUCAUGGGAUACUUCUUCGUUCCGGUGGAUCCCAACGACCUGAAAGAAGACGACGACGCGGACGAUAUGAAGAAGCCAAUCCCCGACUUCUAUGAGACCGGAAUAGACAACGUGGAGGAGAAGAAGACGAAGAUCUAAAAUG